This is a messenger RNA of Talaromyces atroroseus, 915 nucleotides long. RefSeq lists its product as hypothetical. The record is from RefSeq and is a predicted model, not a curated record. NCBI's taxonomy places the organism in Eukaryota, Fungi, Ascomycota, Eurotiomycetes, Eurotiales, Trichocomaceae. The transcript is spliced from 3 exons. The coding region runs from base 1 to 915 and encodes 304 amino acids.
AUGAGCGGAGAGCGUAAAGAUGUCGAGUUCAUAACCCUGGACGGCUUGACUCUGCGAGGAUGGCUAUUUGAGGGUCCAAAGGGUGGUCCUGCAGUGAUUGUUAAUGGUGCAUUCAACAGCCCUAAAGAGAUAUUUGUAGCAAGUGUGGCAGAGUGGUUUGGAAAGAAUGGCGUGACGGCUUUGGUCUACGACGCCCGCACGCUGGGCCAGAGCGACGGCCUGCCUCGAAACGAUCUAGACCCCCAGAAGAUAGCCGAGGACAACCAUGAUGCUGUCACGUUCCUGCAAGACGGAGGCUGGGUCGACCCAGACCGCAUCGCCAUCUGGGGCUUUUUCUACAGCUCCGGAAUCGCCCUCGAAGCCGCCGCCUUUGACAAGCGCGUUAAGGCGGUCAUCGCGCAAGGUCUGAUGCCAGACUGGUGCCUCAAUCCCGAAGACGAACCCGCCAUAGUCGCGCGCGCAGUUGCAGAUCGCGCUAACCAGCUUCGCGGCAAUCCACCCGAGUACAUCCCCCUUCUCAACGACAAGGGCGAGCACCUAAUGUACUUCAAGUACCUGGCUGAUAUGACGCCCGAGCAAAAGCACCACUUGCCCGCAUGGGUCCACGGCGCCAAGAAGACCGCCCCAACCUUCAACGACUGGAUGACCAUCCAAAGCUUCUACCGGCACGCCAAAUGGAAACCGAUGAAUCUGUUCGCUGCCGUCAGCCCCACUCCCGUCAUGAUUCUGACGCCUGAAGAUGACGAGAUCGUGCCGCCUGCAUUCCAACGGAGCAUCUUUGACAGCCUGCAGUCACCACGGAAGAAGUAUGAGAUUGUCAAGGGCAGAGGCCAUAUGAAUUUCUUGAAGGAUGUGAACUUCGAUGAGCUCUUGGGCGGCCAGCUAGCAUUUCUCAAGGAUGUCAUGAAUUUCUGA